CGCCCCUUGUGCUCUGCCCACAGCAGCUCUAGUGGCACGGCGCACUGUCCCCUCGGGCAGCCACAGACAUGACGGAGCGCCUGACAGCUGCACAGGUCACGGAGUACAAGGGCGUCUUCGAGAUGUUCGACGAGGAGGGCAACGGGGAGGUGAAGACGGCCGAGCUGGAGCGGCUCAUGAGCCUGCUGGGCAUCAACCCCACCAAGAGCGAGCUGACCUCCAUGGCCAAGGACGUGGACCGAGACAACAAAGGCUUCUUCAACUGCGACAGCUUCCUGGCCCUGAUGGGAAUUUACUGGGAGAAGGCCCAGAACCAGGAGGGCGAGCUGCGGGCGGCCUUCCGCGUCUUCGACAAGGAGGGCAAGGGCUACAUCGACUGGGACACCCUCAAGUAUGUGCUCAUGAACGCGGGCGAGCCCCUCAACGAGGUGGAAGCGGAGCAGAUGAUGAAGGAGGCGGACAAGGACGGGGACGGGACCAUCGACUAUGAGGAGUUCGUGGCCAUGAUGACCGGAGAGUCCUUCAAGCUGGUCCAGUAGGAGCAGCUGCGCUGGCUGCGGGCAGCCUGCCCGACUGAGGAGCUGUGCCCGCCGCCGGCCGCCGCCCACUGCCGCCCAGUCCACCACACCCCGCCCCGCCCCACCCCGCCCCAGCGACUCGGCUAAUAAACGUGCCCACCAGA
This is a messenger RNA of Phyllostomus discolor (pale spear-nosed bat), 682 nucleotides long. RefSeq names its product calmodulin like 6 (gene CALML6). Gene Ontology annotation, molecular function: calcium ion binding; enzyme regulator activity. The record is from RefSeq and is a predicted model, not a curated record. The transcript has 5 exons. Bases 69 to 539 code for a protein of 156 amino acids. Lineage: Eukaryota; Metazoa; Chordata; Mammalia; Chiroptera; Phyllostomidae.